Molecule: messenger RNA, 1746 nt
Organism: Culicoides brevitarsis
Lineage: Eukaryota; Metazoa; Arthropoda; Insecta; Diptera; Ceratopogonidae
Product: FERM, ARHGEF and pleckstrin domain-containing protein 2-like
Exons: 8
Coding region: 1-1746 (581 amino acids)
Molecular function (GO): guanyl-nucleotide exchange factor activity
Source: RefSeq, a predicted model, not a curated record
AUGGCGAUAAAAAUAAUGUUAGACGAGUACAAUGGCAUCAACGGCAACGUCUCCCUGGAUCGUCGAAGUGAAUGGGUUCAAUCUCCGAAUCGGUAUGAGCUUUCUGGCUCGUUGGGAUCUAGUGGCGGCAGUACUUUAUCACGUGAAAAUGGCACGUAUGACGUGAAUCAGGCAGAGAGAAAUGCCAGAAAUAAUCAAGAAAAUAUCGUGAACAAUAACAAUCACUCGCUCACGUCGAAUGGAACGCUUGGAUCGCAAGAUGGCAUGGAUACGGCACGGAAAAAGAAAUGGCCAACUGACAAGUCAUAUUUCUGGGCGAAAGAAAUUUUAAUGACUGAACGAACCUACAAAAAGGAUCUUGAUAUUAUAAAUAAUUGGUUCCGUGAGGAACUUUGUCCCGAAGACAUUGAGAAUCUUCAACCGCUUUUCCAGCACUUUGACUUGAUGAUUCAGCAUCACAGCGUAUUUUUGCGCGACCUGGAGCAUCGUAUCCUGCUGUGGGAAGGUCGCGGAUCGCACGAGGCUCAUCGCAUUGGUGACGUCAUGCUCAAAAAUAUGGUCGUCCUUCCAGUCUACGAGGAAUACAUCGAGGCUCACAUGGAAAUUUUGCAACGACUAAACGACUUGUACGAGAAUGACGAGCGUUUCCAGUCAAUUUAUCGCGAAUUCGAGCAGCAAAAAACUUGCUACUUGCCAAUUCUGUACUUGAUCCUGAAGCCACUCUAUCGUCUCUUGCAUUAUCAGAAGAUUUUGGAGCUUUUGCUGGAAUAUUACGACGAAAAUCACUUUGAUCGCACGGAUUGUCAAGGCACGUUGGUGAUGUUGUCGCGAACGACAGACGUGGUUCGCAAAUUAAUUGCCGAAUCCGAGAAUUACGUGUUGCUUUGCGAGAUUCAGCGCGAUUUGAAUGGCUUUGACACGCUCAUCCAGUCCGAUAGACGACUUGUACGUCAAGGUUGCUUGCUGAAACAUUCCAAACGCGGCUUGCAACAACGAAUGUUUUUCCUUUUCACGGAUAUUUUGCUGUAUGCGAGCAAGUCGCCCGUGACACAGACGUUCAAAGUAUUAGGACAUGUGCCGUUGCGAUCGCUACUGACGGAAAACUCGGAACAUAAUGCAUUUAUUAUCUUUGGCGGACAACGAUCGAUUACUGUGAGUGCCGGAACGACGGCGGAAAAGCUUUUGUGGCUCGAUGAAUUGCAAAAAGUGGCAGCUAAUAUCAAACAUAAGCCGCAAACGAAUCUCACGAUAGGUUCGAUAAAGAAUUGCAGCUCAUCAGAAGAAGGCUUAGACACGUACGGCUUGAUGCCCCACAAUGGAAACAACACAAACACUCGUGCCCAGUCGCCGCGUAAUAAUACAGCUUUGCAUGUUUGCUGGCAUCGCGGAGUAACUGUCAGCUUAGAAGACCAUCUAAGGGCGUCAGAGAAUCAAAUCUCAGGAUACUUGCUCAGGAAAUUCAAAAACAGUAGUGGAUGGCAGAAAUUAUGGGUCGUAUUGACCUCAUUCUGUUUGUACUUUUAUAAAAAUUAUCAAGACGAGUCCGCAUUAGCUAGUCUACCGUUAUUGGGAUACUCCGUCGGUCCCCCCGGAGUCCAAGACGCAGUCCAGAAAGAAUUUGUCUUCAAAUUAUCAUUUAAAAAUCACACAUAUUUCUUCAGAACCGAAAGUGAAACGACGUACAAUAGAUGGCUUCAUGUCCUCAAAAGUGCAACUCAAAUGCAAGAUUUGAAGUUAAAAAAAUAA